This is a messenger RNA of Trichomonas vaginalis G3, 153 nucleotides long. Its product is annotated as Ankyrin repeat family. Lineage: Eukaryota; Parabasalia; Trichomonadida; Trichomonadidae. The record is from RefSeq and is a predicted model, not a curated record. The coding region runs from base 1 to 153 and encodes 50 amino acids. The transcript has a single exon.
AUGGCCGAACUUCUUGUUUCACAUGGUAUAAAUAUCAAUGAAAAAGAUAAAGAUGGAAAAACAACUCUUGACAUUAACCAAGAAUAUUACCGCAGUGACCUAGCCGAUUUUCUUGUUUCACAUGGUGCUACGAUUUCACAAAGUGACAUGUAA